Molecule: messenger RNA, 1832 nt
Organism: Nycticebus coucang (slow loris)
Lineage: Eukaryota; Metazoa; Chordata; Mammalia; Primates; Lorisidae
Gene: SERPING1
Product: serpin family G member 1
Exons: 7
Coding region: 8-1564 (518 amino acids)
Biological process (GO): negative regulation of endopeptidase activity
Molecular function (GO): serine-type endopeptidase inhibitor activity
Source: RefSeq, a predicted model, not a curated record
CGUCCAGAUGGCCUCGGGGCUGACCCCGCUGACCCUCCUGCUGCUGCUGCUGCUGGCUGGGGAUGGAUACUUCUCAAAUCCAAAUGCUGCCAGCUCCAGCUCCAGGGAUCCAAAGAGCUUGCAAGAGGAAAGCGAAGGGAACAUCGUGGAGAGAGAUAACCCCAAUACUCUAACCACUCUGCACGUGGAAGAGAGUUCCACAUUGCCGAAGACCAACCCAGCAACCAGCUCAGCCACUGUGAUAAUGGCUGGCACCACUGAUCAACCCACCACCCUGCCAACUACCCAGCCCCCGACAGAGCCUCCUACCCAACCCCCCACAGAGCCUCCUACCCAACCCCCCACAGAGCCUCCUACCCAGCCCCCCACAGAGCCUCCUACCCAGCCCCCAACAGAGCCUACUACCCAGCCCAUGCCUGAGCCCUUCUGCCCAGAGCCUGGUGCUCUCUGCUCUGAUUUGGAGACUCAUUCUGCAGAAGCAGUGUUGGGGGAAGCUUUAGUAGAUUUCUCCCUGAAACUCUAUCAGGCCUUCUCAGCAGUGAAGAAGCCUGAGACCAACUUGGUCUUUUCCCCAUUCAGCAUCGCCAGCCUCCUCACUCAGGUCCUGCUUGGGGCUGGAAACAGCACCAGAAGAAACCUGGAGAGCAUCCUCUCCUACCCUGAGGACUUCACCUGUGUCCACCAGGCACUGAAGGCCUUCACGUCCAAAGGCAUCACCUCAGUCUCUCAGAUCUUCCACAGCCCAGACCUGGCUAUAAGGGACAGCUUUGUGAACGCCUCUCAGAGUCUGUAUGGCAGCAGCCCCAGAGUCCUGAGCAAUGAUAGUGAUGCCAACUUGGAGCUUGUCAACACCUGGGUGGCUGAGAACACCAAUCACAAGAUCAGGCAACUGCUAGACAGCCUGCCUUUGGACACCCGCCUUGUCCUCCUCAAUGCCGUCUACCUGAGCGCCAAGUGGAAGACAGCAUUUUCUCAAAGUAAAACCAGGAUGGAGCCCUUUUACUUCAAAGACUCUGUUAGAAAAGUGCCAAUGAUGAAUAGCAAGAAGUAUCCUAUGACCCAUUUCAUUGAUCCAACUUUGAAGGCCAAGGUGGGGCAGCUGCAGCUCUCACACAACCUGAGCGUGGUGCUCCUGGUGCCUCAGAGCCUGAAACACCAUCUCGAAGACAUGGAGCAGGCUCUCAGCCCCACUGUGCUAAAGGCCAUCAUGAGGAAGUUGGAGAUGUCCAAAUUCCACCCCACUCUGCUAAUGUUGCCCCGCAUCAAAGUGAAGACCAGCCAGGACAUGCUGUCAGUCAUGGAGAAACUGGAAUUCUUCGACUUUUCUUAUGACCUCGACCUAUGUGGGCUGACGAAGGACCCGGAUCUGGCGGUUUCUGCGAUGCAGCACCAGUCUGUGCUGGAGCUGACAGAGACUGGGGUAGAGGCAGCCGCUGCGUCUGCUGUCUCCGUGGCCCGCACCUUGCUGGUGUUUGAAGUGCAGCAGCCGUUCCUCUUCCUGCUCUGGGACAACCAGCACAAGUUUCCUGUCUUCAUGGGGCGGGUUUAUGAUCCCAGGGCCUAAGACCUUCAGGGGCCAGAUUAGGAUGAGCUGAGGCUCUCCCAGAGGCAGCCCUGCUGCUGCCUGCCUGGUCUUGCCCCCGGCCAGCUCCCACCUCAAGUGUCCUCUGUCUGCCAUCUAAAGGGCCCCCUCAGGGUCUGACAAAGGGACCUGCUGCUGUCAGCACUUCCCCAUGGCUCUGCCAUGCUCUCCAAGCCACUUUAUGCAGCUUUGCAGCUUCUUCUGGUUCAAGUUUAUCAUACUCUAACAAAUAAAACCUGGUAGACCAUGA